This is a messenger RNA of Acinonyx jubatus (cheetah), 3536 nucleotides long. RefSeq names its product histone H4 transcription factor (gene HINFP). The record is from RefSeq and is a predicted model, not a curated record. Gene Ontology annotation, molecular function: DNA-binding transcription factor activity, RNA polymerase II-specific; RNA polymerase II cis-regulatory region sequence-specific DNA binding. The transcript is spliced from 12 exons. NCBI's taxonomy places the organism in Eukaryota, Metazoa, Chordata, Mammalia, Carnivora, Felidae. Gene Ontology annotation, biological process: anatomical structure development; regulation of transcription by RNA polymerase II. The coding region runs from base 23 to 1636 and encodes 537 amino acids.
CUGCUAGAGGUAUCCGAGAGCGAUGAUUGGCUCUCGGUGGCCGUCGCUCAAGCGCCCUUCCGGAGAUGGUCGGAGGUGGGAAGAGUUGGAGAGACCCGGGAGCGGAGGGGCGUUGUCUUCACACGUCAGAGUCAUCUCUUCGGCCAGAUUGGUGAAGGCCAUGCCGCCCCCUGGGAAAGUUCCCCGAAAGGAGAAUCUGGGGCUACAGUGUGAGUGGGGGUCCUGCUCCUUUGUGUGCUCAGCCAUGGAGGAGUUCUGCGAGCAUGUCACUCAGCACCUCCGGCAGCACCUGCACGCCUCCGGGGAGGAGGAGGAUGAGGAGGAGGACCCACUUGAAGAAGAAUUCUCCUGCUUGUGGCAGGAGUGUGGCUUUUGCUCUAUGGACAGUUCUGCUGACCUCAUCCGCCACGUCUACUUCCACUGCUACCACACCAAGCUGAAGCAGUGGGGGCUGCAGGCUCUGCAGAGCCAGGCCGACCUCAGCCCCUGCAUCCUGGACUUCCAGAGCCGCAACAUCAUCCCUGACAUCCCUGACCACUUCCUGUGUCUGUGGGAGCACUGUGAGAGUUCCUUCGACAACCCCGAGUGGUUCUAUCGGCACGUGGAAGCACACAGCCUGUGCUGUGAAUACCAAGCGGUCGGCAAAGACAACCAGGUGGUGCUGUGUGGCUGGAAAGGCUGUACCUGCACCUUCAAGGACUGCCGUAAGCUUCGAGAGCACCUCCGCAGCCACACCCAGGAGAAGGUGGUGGCCUGCCCCACCUGCGGGGGCAUGUUUGCCAACAACACCAAGUUCUUAGAUCACAUCCGUCGCCAGACCGCGUUGGAUCAGCAACGCUUCCAGUGCUCUCACUGUUCCAAGAGAUUUGCCACGGAGCGGCUGUUGCGGGACCAUAUGCGUAACCAUGUGAAUCACUAUAAGUGUCCUCUGUGUGAUAUGACCUGCCCGCUGCCAUCGUCCCUCCGAAACCACAUGCGCUUUCGCCACAGCGAGGACCGGCCUUUUAAGUGUGACUGUUGUGAAUACAGCUGCAAGAAUCUGAUUGACCUGCGGAAGCACCUGGACACCCAUAGCAAGGAGCCAGCCUACAGGUGUGACUUCGAGAGCUGCGGCUUCAGCGCACGAUCCCUCUGCUCUAUCAAGUCUCACUACCGAAAAGUGCAUGAGGGAGACUCAGAGCCGAGAUACAAAUGUCACGUAUGUGACAAAUGCUUCACGAGGGGCAACAACCUCACCGUGCACCUUCGAGAGAAGCACCAGUUCAAGUGGCCCUCAGGGCACCCCCGUUUUCGGUACAAGGAGCAUGAAGAUGGCUACAUGCGGCUGCAGCUGGUUCGCUAUGAGAGUGUGGAGCUGACACAGCAGCUGCUGCGGCAGCCGCAGGAUGGAUUGGACCCGGGAGCAUCGCUGAGUGAGAGCAGCCUGCAGGGCAUCAUUCUCGAAGCAGUGCCAGGGGACCCGGGACCCCAGGAAGAGGCCGAAGAGGAAGAGGAGGGUGGGAGCGGUGACGGCACGGCCCUCUCAGCCUCUCAGGACACUCCCAGCCCCGUCAUCCAUGUGGUGAACCAGACCAACGCCCAGGGCGAGCAAGAGAGCAUCUGCUGUCUCCAUGGAGGUCUCAGGCGUAGGCUGUGAGCGGGCAGUAGGAACACUCCCUCUAGAAUGCACGAUCGGCUGGGAGACAGGAAGGUAGGGCACCUGGCCACGGCCAUCCCGUCUGAGUCCUGGUUAGAAUCCAGUGUCUCUGGGGCAGGGUCUCUACCUGUGGAGCUGAGGAGGAAGCUGGGACGGGUGGUGGAUUUGGAGGCCCUAGGGAAUGGCAGGUACUGUAGGUUUAAAGACCAGAUUAGAAAAUUGUGUCUGAAUGUACAGUUUUCUGGGGAAAGGGUCUGUUUUUCACUAGAUUCUCAAAGAGGUUGAAACCCUCCAAAAAGAAGAACCAUUUCGCUUGGCCUGUCUAGUCACUUCUGGGCACCCUGUGUCCAUUCUUGGGGUCGCUGCCACUCUUGAGGUCAAGGGAAUACUCUCAGGGGUAUUCGUGGGCAGAAAGCUGCCCACAAAAGAUUUCUGCACCUUUUUGAGAGGACCGAACUUAACUCUUACCACAAAAACAGCAUGUGCCUGUUGCAGGAAGAAUUUAGGAAAGAACAAGCUUUUCGUUAAUUCCAGCCGCCGUUUACUGAGUUCCUUCUAUAGUCCGGGCACCGUGGCAGGUGGUAAAGAUACAGUAAAUGAUGAGUAAAACCCAGAGAUGAGUGAAACUCUCUGCCCUGAAGAGACUUGGAGUACAGAGACAAGACCAAAGUAAGUGGAGGGUUGGAAGCCUACCAGAGUUCACUGAGGAGGCUCAGAGGAGGAGGAGACCGCAUUACGUGGGUGAGGGAUCAGGAAAGGCUUCAUCAAGGAAGUGAUUAGAGCUACAAGGUACAAAGAGGUGGACACAUUGUUCCAGGUAGAGGAAACCAGGUCUCUACACCUGAAGGAGGACUCCGUGGCCUGCAGCACAGGGCAGUACACCACGGGGAGAGACGAGACCAGGAAGGAAGGCCGGGCCGCCCAAAAGGAUCCACGUGAGGUUUUAGGACGGUGAUUCUGCCAGUGAUGAGGAACACAGAUUGGAACAGUGAGAAGUUAGGGGGCUGCUGGGAAGAAUUCAGACAAGAAACAAUGAGGGCUUUAAGGUUAUGCCCGUGUGGAUGUUCACGUUGCCUCUACGAGAGCACCUUCGAGGAAAUGGCAGUGUGGAGAAGAGAGGAAAUGUGAAUGAAAAAUGUGCUCAAGCAAGGCCAUCUCAUUCCCAGGCUCACUCCUCUAGGGUCUUGUACUGAUUUUGCCACCCACGCCCUGUCCUUCCCCUAAACAAGUAUAAUCCACUAACCCCAGCAGGCCUUCAGUUCGUUGAAGACAAGCGAGGUUUCUUUGGGCUAAGUACCCUCAGUUUCUUCUAUAUCUUCUCACGUCACUUAAUUUGGGGCCCCUUCCACCCCACCUCCUCCGGGCCUGUGUUUUUGGUGGUUACACAUUGUGAAGCCACUGUCCUCUAGUAGAACCCCUGUCUUUACAUACUUUGUGCUGCCCAAACCAUGCUCCUUCCAAGGUAUGCACUUGUUACCUUGGUCUUAACAGCAGGCCCUCCUGUUUAUCCUUAUUAAAUUUUGUCUUGUGAGAUUGGCACCUGUCCCCAAGAGGUGGAUUAAAAGGUUGAAUAAAACAGGGCCAAAGACAAACCCCAAAGGCAAGUCCUUAGAGACCUUUCUCCUAACCAUGACCAGAUGAAGACUUUAAAGACUCCAAACCUUGAAAACACACUGUGGUGCCCCACUUUCCAUAUACGAUUCAAAUACAGUGGAUCCUUGAACAAUGCGGGGGGUGGGGGCGCCGACUCCCCCCACGUAAUUGAAAAUCCAUGUGUAACUUUUGACUCCCCUAAAACUUAACUGGCGAUAGCCUGCCGUUAGCCAGAAGCCUCAUCAAUAACGUAAGAAGUUGAUUAACACGUUUUGUAUAUGUAUUAUAUGCUGUGUAUUCUUACAAU